GCGCAGAUCGACUCUCUCCAAGAAUCGAACCCGUCGAGGAAUCUGUCCAAGCCUGAGAUUGACUCUGUUUGGUCACCUGUCUCUAUAUGGGGAAUCAACAGAGUAGUGGAAAAGAGGUCUCGGGACCUCUGGGAACAGUGACCGUCUACACCCGAAAGGAGUCCGAACCGGAGAAGAAGAGUGGCUGUCCUGUGGAUCAUUCAAAGAUCAGCGCGGCUCCGGGCUCUCAACCAGAUUCGAAGAAAUCUCAGUGUCCAAUCCAGCACGAUGCAAACAACAACAGCAAUAAAGAAAACCAGAGCAGCGAUACUGCAUACGUCUCCGAGUGCCCGAUGAGGAGGGGCGAAGAAGGCAGUAAAAAAGAUGAGGUGAACCCUCUCAACAUGAUGCCCGCACCAAAUCAAAGGCCACAACCAGAUCAGCCAUUCCCGCUGGAUACCGGUCGGGUCAAGAGCACGAUCCCCAAAGCAGACGGUAAAGAUGGAGAAACUUGGGAGUACCCCUCUCAACAGAUGUUCUGGAACGCAAUGAUCCGCAAAGGCUGGCGCUGGAAGGAGGCUGAAAUGGAACCGAAAGACAUGCACAACAUCAUCCAGAUCCACAACGCAAACAACGAGCAGGCCUGGAAGGAAGUUCUCAAAUGGGAGGCGUUACACUACCGGGAGUGCAACUGCCCGAAGCUGAAGCGCUUCGGUGGAAAAGCGAGCGAUUACUCACCCAGAGCGCGGAUGAGAUCUUGGCUCGGAUACGAUCUCCCCUUCGAUCGACACGAUUGGAUCGUUGAUCGCUGUGGGAAAGAUGUCAGGUAUGUUAUCGACUAUUACGAUGGAGGGGAGGUGAACCCCGAUACGAAAGAAUUCACGCUCCUCGAUGUGCGACCAGCCAUGGACUCCUUUGAAAACAUUUGGGAUCGGAUGAAAGUCGCCUAUUGGCGCUGGCGGCUCGAGUGGUUCAACAUCGCACCGAAGCCACAACUGGAAGCUGCUCUAAAGGAGAAAGAGACUGCCUCGUAGAUCGGACUUAGGUAGACAUUGAGCUCAAGAAUAAAUUGCUACAUUGAA
This is a messenger RNA of Galendromus occidentalis (western predatory mite), 1061 nucleotides long. RefSeq names its product Cytochrome c heme lyase (gene Cchl). Bases 87 to 1013 code for a protein of 308 amino acids. The transcript is spliced from 5 exons. Gene Ontology annotation, cellular component: mitochondrion. Gene Ontology annotation, biological process: cytochrome c-heme linkage. Lineage: Eukaryota; Metazoa; Arthropoda; Arachnida; Mesostigmata; Phytoseiidae. The record is from RefSeq and is a predicted model, not a curated record. Gene Ontology annotation, molecular function: holocytochrome-c synthase activity.